This is a messenger RNA of Asparagus officinalis (garden asparagus), 733 nucleotides long. RefSeq names its product cold-inducible RNA-binding protein-like. The transcript is spliced from 4 exons. Lineage: Eukaryota; Viridiplantae; Streptophyta; Magnoliopsida; Asparagales; Asparagaceae. Gene Ontology annotation, molecular function: RNA binding. The coding region runs from base 85 to 510 and encodes 141 amino acids. The record is from RefSeq and is a predicted model, not a curated record.
AAAUAAAAAAUAAAAAUAAAAUUGAAAAAACGUGUAUAAAGAAUAGUAGAGGGCAAGCGCCCCCUCACACAGCGAGCUCUAGCCAUGUCGGCAUUAAGAUGGAUUUCUUCGCGUUUAUCGCUCAAUACUCUUCGAAACCCUAACCCUAACCCUAAACUUCCUCUUCCAUAUCAACUCGUCUCCUCCCGCGGUAUCGUUUCCAAGCUCUUCGUUGGAGUUUCUAUGCCAGGACUCUCAUUCUACACAACGGAAGAGAGCUUAUCUGAAGCUUUCUCACAAUAUGGCCAAGUCAUUGAAGCCAAAAUAAUUAUGGACCGAGUUUCUGACAGAUCAAAGGGUUUUGGAUUCAUCACAUUUGCUUCACAGGAGGAAGCAGACAGAGCAGUCUCUGAAAUGAAUGGCAAGAUAUUGAAUGGGAGGACCGUGUAUGUGGACUACGCAAAAGCCAAAGUACCCCACGAUGCUCUUCCUAUUGCAAGGCCUCCUCCACAACCAUUAAGCGACAAAUGAUUCUGUUGGCCUUGAUUUAGUCAAGGCCUAUUUUUGUCCGAGAAAUUUCUUACUAUUUGAGAAAGUUUACAGUAGUACUUUGUAACCAGAGUCUCUUUGCUUAUUUAGAAUCUUGUCUAUCUGUGAAUAAAUAAUCGAACGAACUUUUAUCUCCUCAACUGUGAUAUUGUACAAUUUGGUUCAUCUACCCUUUGGUGAAAACAACUAGAAUGAAAUUUGUUGA